This is a messenger RNA of Drosophila innubila, 1711 nucleotides long. It is a transcript of the gene Tmem43, whose product is annotated as transmembrane protein 43 homolog. The record is from RefSeq and is a predicted model, not a curated record. Gene Ontology annotation, cellular component: nuclear inner membrane. The transcript has 3 exons. Gene Ontology annotation, biological process: nuclear membrane organization. Bases 69 to 1199 code for a protein of 376 amino acids. NCBI's taxonomy places the organism in Eukaryota, Metazoa, Arthropoda, Insecta, Diptera, Drosophilidae.
UGCCGUCGUCUCGCAGCAUUUAUUGCUGUUGCAUUGCAAAUAUAAAUGCAUAACAGUUUGGCAGUUCCAUGGCCACAUUAAACGAGACAUUUCGAGCUCACUGGCUGAUCUCGAUCUUUGGUCUGGCGCUGUUCAUAGGUGGCGCCAUUGUGCUCUACUGGAAUGAGGGACGCGCGGUGCACACAAUGUUGGCUCUGGACGAAGCCUAUGCCGAUAUUUACUCCAUGCAGUUCACCGAGGAGGAGCAGGAUCAGAGUUUCGAGAAUCGCAUUGUGCAUCUCUCUGGCCCAAUCAUCUGUGGUGAACCACUUACCGAACCGGAUUACAACAUCCAACUGAUGGCUGUGAAACUCAAGCGUCGUGUUCAAAUGUAUCAAUGGGUCGAGGAGGCCGUCGAGCAGAACUUUGGCGAGAGCGUCGGUGCGGUGGAGAGCGACUCUCGCACCUAUUACUACACGAGAGAAUGGCGGGACAAGAUCGUCGACUCUCGCAAUUUCCACAUGCGACACGGACACACAAAUCCCGCCCGGUUUCCCAUUGAGAGCGCCGUUCAGGUUGCCGAUGCCGUCUACAUUGGGAAAUACGAACUCGGAGCUCAGGUGAAGAACAAAUUCAACAACUUCAACGAACUGACCUCCGAUAUUCGCCCCGAUGACAGCAGCAUAAAGCUCCAUCUGGGAUUAUAUUAUCAUACAAACGAUGUAUUUAAUCCGGAAGUUGGAGAUUUGCGCAUACUCUUCAGUUACGCCGGCAUGGAGGGUGAAAUGUACAGCAUUGUGGGCAGACUCCAAGGCAACAAGGUGGAGCCGUAUUUGACCACUCGGGGAGUACCCGUGCUUCUGGUUUAUCCGGGCGAAAUCAGUGCUCUUGAGGUGUUCCGAUUGGAGUAUCGGGCUCAGGUGCUGCACACCUGGUGGUGGCGAUUUAUCGGCUGGCUGUUGAUCUUCUUUGGCGUCACCUGCAACUCGAAGCUGCUGCGCGUUACACUGCUUCGGGUUCCAUUGCUGAUUGCUCUGGCGCCGGACACGCGAUUCCCGGUGACGAGUAACUUCAUUAUUGCCUUCUCGCUUGCUCUGACCAUUGCUGCCAUUGCCUGGAUCCUGCAUCGACCUGUGAUUGGCGCCUGUCUCUUUCUGGCUGGCGCAUCUCCUUAUGUGUGGUUAACGCGACAUCUCGUGGAUUACAAUCGAUUAGAUUGAAUCCCAAUCUCAAUACCAAAAAUACAGGUUCUUUAACUUUUACAAUAGUGAUAUGUAAAUCAGUAGGAAAAUAUUAAUGAAUUUCAAAUAUUCAAAUGUUGCUAUUAAAUAUCGAUAACGUAAUGGUUUGUUGUAUUCCCAGCACUAACGAUUUAUUUGAAUGGUGAAAAAUCGAGAUCAAAACGCGACAUCUACCGAUAUGUCAGAUGAAAGACAAUUGGGGAUUUUUUACUGUAACUCGAUAUUUAUUAACAUAGUUUAUUCUAAAAGAUUUAUUUAACCACAGCAUUUUAUUUUUACGAUAACGUGUUGGGAAUUGAACUAAACAAGAUGAAGUCCAACCGAUAAAUCGAGAUCAAAAAGCGACAUAUAUCGAUAUGUCAAAUAAAAGCAAUUUAGAUAUUUUCCUAUAUAUUGAUAUAUUUAUUUAAAUCACUAGCUUACAUAUAUAAUUUGUUCAACACUUUGUCUGUGCCAUGUCCAUAUGUCAAUAAAAACUGAAUAACACUUAA